Echinops telfairi (small Madagascar hedgehog) is the source of this 2450-nucleotide messenger RNA. RefSeq names its product cytoskeleton associated protein 4 (gene CKAP4). The transcript has 2 exons. Lineage: Eukaryota; Metazoa; Chordata; Mammalia; Afrosoricida; Tenrecidae. Gene Ontology annotation, cellular component: rough endoplasmic reticulum. The annotation marks the transcript as partial. The record is from RefSeq and is a predicted model, not a curated record.
GCCGCCUUCUCGGGCUGGUGUGUCCACCACGUCCUGGAGGAGGUCCAGCAGGUCCGGCUCAGCCACCAGGACAUCUCCCGGCAGCGGGAGGAGCUGGGCCAAGGCUUGCAGGGCGUCGAGCAGAAGGUACAGUCCCUGCAAGCCAUGGUUGGGGCUUUCGAGUCGGCCCUGCGGAGCGCCCAACACAAGCAGGAGCUCACGGAGAAGGCCGUGCAGCAGGGCGAGGGCGAGGUGAGCCGCCUCGCCGAGGCCCUGCAGAAGCUCCAGGACGAGAUCCUCAGGGACCUCUCAGACGGCAUCCACGUGGUGAAGGACGCCCGGGAGCGGGACUUCACCUCCCUGGAGAACACGGUGGAGGAGCGGCUGACGGAGCUCACCAAGUCCAUCAACGACAACAUCGCCAUCUUCACCGAGGUCCAGAAGCGGAGCCAGCAGGAGAUCAACGAGGUGAAGGCCACGGUGGCCUCCCUGCAGGAGCCCGAAGCCCACCGGCAGGACUUGAGGGCCCUGAAGGAUGCCGUGAAGGACAUCCAGAGCACGGUGAAGUCCAAGGAGAAGGACCUGGAGGCCCUGAGAAGCGCCCUGGCCACCGUGGAGUCCGAUGUGUACACCGAGGUCAAAGAGCUGGUGAGCCUCAAGCAGGAGCAGCAGAAGUUCCAGGAGGCAGCUGACGCCGAGCGGGCCACCCUGCAGGCCCUGUCAGAGAAGUGUCUCCGCUCGGAGGAGGCCGCCGCCCGCCUCCCCGGGGAGAUCGGGAGGCUGGAGGAAGAGCUCCGGCAGCUGCGAGCCGACGCCAGCCGGCCGGGAGAGGGUGGAGCGUCCCUGGACCCUGCCGCCUUCGAGGAGCUCCAGAGGAAGAGCCAGGGCCUGGACUCCCGGCUGCGGGACGUGGAAGACGGAGUGCAGUCCGUGCAGGCGGCGUGCACGCGGCAGACGGAGGGCCUGGAAGGCCUCCUGUCACAGAGCGAGGAGCAGGAGCGGCGCCUGGGUGCCCUGCAGGAGCGCGUGGCCGGCCUGGGCCCCUCCCUGGAGGCAGCCGGGGACGACGUGGCCAGCACUGUGAGGAGCCUGGGGGAGGCCCAGCUCUCGCUGGGCGCCGACGUGGAGGAGCUGAAGAGGCGCCUGGGCGAGCUCCCCAGCACGGUGCAGGAGCAGGUCCACACGCUGCUCGGCCAGGACCAGGGCCACCUGGCCAAGCUGUCCAAUGUGGACACCCUGCAGUCAUCCGUGAGCCAGGUGCAGUCGGACCUGAAGAUGCUCAGGACUGCUGUGGACAGCUUGGUGGCCUACUCCGUCAAAAUCGAAACCAACGAGAACAACCUGGAGUCGGCCAAGGUCCUGCUGGAGGACCUGAGGAACGACCUGGACCGGCUGUUUGUCAAAGUCGAGAGGAUCCACGAGAAUGUCUAAAGGCACUUGCGGGGUGCGCUUGGCUGGCCCCAACUCCUCAUGACCAAAACCAAAACAGUCUGGUUUCCUCCCACCGUCUCUCACACGACCCCUUGCCCCGCCACCUCCACUGUGCCCACCUCCCCACCCCUGCACCUCAUCCUUUCUCCCCGAAAAGAGCAGCUUAGAACCCGCUGGAACACCAGGGCGUCGUGACUGGUCCUUGACCACAGUCGCAGCCUCCCCCCACACCAGGGUGCCCUGCUGCUGCCCACAGGGCCAUCUCUAGGAUGAGAGCAGAAGAGGGAUGAAGGAUGCCCUUCUCCUGCGGGUUCACCUCAAAAACACUGCUUGGUGGCAGGGCCAACGUGUUCUUCUCUCUUUGUUUUAAAAGGAGAGAACAUGGAAGUACUCUUAUUUUUCAUUGCUUUUAAGGAAAAUUGGUUGCAUUUGAUUUUUGAAACUAACUCUGGCCCAAGUUUUCCUGAGCUGCCACUCCUUGUCUUCCAUUGAAGCUGGCUCCAUCCCGUAGACAUCAGCUCUGAACUGGGGGUUGAGUGGAGGGAGGUGGGGGCCCCUCGGUGCCUCGUGUGACAGGGUCAGCCAUUGGUCCCGCAGCCGCUAGUCAACAGUGGUCACUGCGGAGAACCCGGGGCCCCUCGCCACCUCCCGAGGUCAGCUCCGUGGGCUCCUUCAGGGAAGUAGGAGCGCUGUCCACAAAGGAACUGGCGUCCCCCUGGGGGAUCAGAGGCCAAUAUCUAGUUUUCUCUUGGCCUGCGACGUCUGCGUAGAGGUUUGCCGUCUGAGCAGACGCACCCCCCUCCCGCUUCCCCCUAUGUACCAGUAAGGAAGUGUGCACUCUGUCCUGGCCCUGUUGGCUGUAACACCCCACUCCCACCCCACCCCAUCUUCCCCUUUGGGCUGUACUGGUCUUUGAUGGUUUUCUCACCUUUCAAAAAAAAAAACCCAAGGAGGAAAAAAAAUUUGUUUAGUUUACUGUGAAAUGAACUGUAUGGCUUAUUUACAGUAUUUUUAAUUCUUAAUAAACAUGAGCUUUGUUA